AUGGUCAUCUUUACGAAUUCAGAACGUUGCUUGUUACAGCAUGCACUCAUUCAUCGUUCGGAGUGGAUAUCGUUUGAACGAAUUGAUGUGUCGAACGAACAUCGAGACGAGGGCAGGCGAACGCUCGCCAAAAUUAAAUCGGAGGAUGAGACGAUCCCGGAGCCGCGCCUCGAAACCCGUGGCCUCAAAAAAAUGUUGAGUUCAGGGAGGAAAAAGUUCAUGGGCCACCCUUACGUGCAAGCUGCCGGUCAAGCAGCGAAUUCAGGGGCGAAAAAGGUCAUGAGGAACCCUUACGUGCGAACGGUUGGUAAAGCAGCGAAUACAGGGAGGAAAAAGGUCAUGGAUAGUAGCACCUACAUUAGUCUAAUGUCGGUCUUCGCGCCGGUUGGCAAAGCCGUCAAAAACCUCGAAAAGAUGACCGAAGACAAACUCAAGAAAGAAUUCGUCAAGAUGAUGAUCAACACUCCCCCGGACAAGAUCAAUAAGGUGCUGGCCAGCAAAAAAUUCCAGCCGAUCAUCAGACAGAUUGUGCCGAAGCAGAUAUACCCGACCCCUAGCAACUUCCACGACGACGUCAACGGGCUCUUCCUCCGAGCCCUGUUGUCCCAGGAGGAGGGGCCGAAAUUCCUCGAUUUGAUCAAGACAGUGCGGACGUGCAUGCGCGUCCGGAGAUCGGAGAACGGCCGGAUCGACUACUAUAUAAACAUGUGGAGAUUGAUGGUGGCCGGCGGGAAGCGUUACCUCCGGGAGGACCACCACGAGAUGCGCAAAAAGCUCCUCCACCUCAUCUCGGUCCUAAGAGCAUCCAAACAGAAGUACGGAGAGUACCCCGGGUCCUCGCCCGAGAGCCCCAAUACCAAGAGCCCUGGGGACUCCGGCCGUUCUGACGAAUUUAUUCCCUCCGACGGCUCCGAAUUUGAUGAUAGCGGUUCUGAGCAUUCCGGACGCUCCGAGAGUGAUGGCCACGCUGAGAAAUAUGACCGUCAAUUAUCUGGUCUAUCUGGUUCACCUUCUCUAUCUGGUUCACCUUCUCAUAAGAGGUCGUCGUCAUGGAAGAGAUGGCUGAGUUAUCCACGGAGGACAUGGAAAGGAGUCAAGUUAUACUACAAGGCCCCGAGACCGAGCGACGUUCACGACGGGUACAAAGGGCUCAUUUUGAAGGCCCUCAUGGCUCACGAGGAGGGCCCGCAGUUCCUGGACGCGCUGAGAGCCGUCGGGAAAAACGUCGAGGUCACGUGGAAAGAGGGGCAGAAGAACAGACCUCACUUCACUAUCCACCUUAUGGGCAUAUUAAAUUCGCCAGGGAUCAACCAUUUCAUGUACGAGGUCCCUGGUAUCGGAGGGGAGAUCCUGCGCGGCAUGAACCUCAAGCAAAAUGCCAGGGCACGUCAACAGUCGAUGUCAGAGGUGGAGGAGGUAGAAGAGGAGCAGGAGGUACAGGAGGAGGAGGAGGAGGAAGAGGAGGAAGAGCGUGCUGCUCAUAGGCGUACCUAG
This is a messenger RNA of Bemisia tabaci, 1494 nucleotides long. The record is from RefSeq and is a predicted model, not a curated record. Lineage: Eukaryota; Metazoa; Arthropoda; Insecta; Hemiptera; Aleyrodidae.